AUGUCCGAACAGCUCAGGUUCAUCGGCUCGCUCACCGGCCACGCUGGUUGGGUCACCAGCAUCGCGACCUCGUCGGAGACGCCGGAUGUUAUCCUGACGGGCUCUCGCGACAAGACGAUCAUCAUCUGGCAGUUGACACGCGACGAGGACUCGUACGGCUACCCCAAACGUGUCCUCCACGGCCACAACCACUUUGUCUCCGACGUCGUCAUCUCCUCCGACGGCCAGUUCGCCCUCUCCGCAUCGUGGGACCACACCCUCCGCCUCUGGGACCUCAACACCGGCGUCACCACCCGCCGCUUCGUCGGACACACCUCCGACGUCCUCUCCGUCAGCUUCUCGGCCGACAACAGGCAAAUCGUCUCUGGCGCCCGCGACCGCUCGAUCAAGCUCUGGAACACCCUUGGCGAGUGCAAGUACGACAUUAAGGAGGAUGGCCACACCGAGUGGGUCUCCUGCGUCCGCUUCUCGCCCAACGUCAUGAACCCGGUCAUUGUCUCCUGCGGUUGGGACAAGGUCGUCAAGGUUUGGGAGCUCUCCAAGUUCAAGCUCAAGACCAAUCACUACGGCCACACCGGCUACAUCAACACCGUCUCGGUCUCUCCCGACGGUUCGCUUGCUGCAUCAGGCGGCAAGGACGGUAUCACCAUGCUUUGGGACCUUAACGAGGGCAAGCACCUCUACUCCCUUGAGGCCGGUGACAUCGUCAACGCCCUCGUCUUCUCGCCCAACCGCUACUGGUUGUGCGCAGCAACGGCGAAGUGCGUCAAGAUCUUCGACCUUGAGAGCAAGUCGAUUGUCGACGAGCUCAAGCCUGAGUACGACGUUGCCUACGGCAAGGUCCCGGAGUGUGUCUCCAUCGCAUGGUCUGCCGACGGCCAGACCCUCUUCGGCGGCUUCACCGACAACCUCAUCCGUGUCUGGACCGUUUCGUCAUGA
Molecule: messenger RNA, 939 nt
Organism: Peniophora sp. CBMAI 1063
Lineage: Eukaryota; Fungi; Basidiomycota; Agaricomycetes; Russulales; Peniophoraceae
Source: the annotation of a GenBank genome assembly